Molecule: messenger RNA, 1092 nt
Organism: Haliotis rubra (blacklip abalone)
Lineage: Eukaryota; Metazoa; Mollusca; Gastropoda; Lepetellida; Haliotidae
Product: neuronal acetylcholine receptor subunit alpha-9-like
Exons: 6
Coding region: 1-1092 (363 amino acids)
Biological process (GO): nervous system process; regulation of membrane potential; chemical synaptic transmission
Cellular component (GO): neuron projection; membrane; synapse
Molecular function (GO): neurotransmitter receptor activity; transmembrane signaling receptor activity; extracellular ligand-gated monoatomic ion channel activity
Source: RefSeq, a predicted model, not a curated record
AUGGGUUCAACCCAUGCUUGUCGUAUCGAGCGACCAACAGCCAGAUGCGGUGGGUCUGACGAUCCAUGUCAAUACAAUCCAAAACCUUCCUGCAGUGAUAAGGCUCUGAAUGAAGCAAGUCUAGAUUGUCCUGAAUCUUCAAGCUCAGUGGCACUCCUCGUGUUGAAACAGCUCCCUCUGGUGGUUAAAAUGUGGCAGGAGGACUCAGACGACCACCUGGUGCUCUCUGAGCUGGCCGAACAACAGUUUGCCAAUGCCAGCAAUGCAGACACCACAACAGAAGCCACGCCCACUGCCGAGGAGUUUGUCGAUGUUGACAUCGAUGUUGAGACUGGCGAGGCUCUGUCAGAUGAUUCGAUCAUCGACAUGGUCACAAAGAAGGAGCCAAAUAAGAAAGUGGCGGUGAUACAGAUGAUCAGGCAGCCCCACCACCUUGCUCGUUUGCUGGACGACAUAUGGACACCCGAACUGAUGAUCACCAACGGUGCAGACAGUAUUUCCUCCGACAUCAACUACAACAUCUAUAUCUACUUCACCGGUAUCGUUAUGAUGGAGACAUACUCCAUUUACAAGGUUACCUGCGACAUCGACGUCAAGAACUACCCGUUUGACGAACAGAGAUGUCAGAUGACCAUUUCCCCGGAAUAUGGCUAUGGGUUUGUUGUGAAGCCUCAGGUCAUUGACAUUCCUCUUGAGAAGUAUUUCUCAGUGAAUGGAGAAUGGUUACUUAUGGACACGGAUGUUUCCGUGAUUGAACUACGUCAACCAGGAAUUGAUCAUUCAUAUGCAGAGUUUAACAUGAUUCUCAAACGUCGAAGUGAUUUCUAUGUCGUCAGUGUUAUCUUUCCAAUGAUUCUUCUCUCUGUGAUGAACUGUUUAGUGUUUCUGCUUCCGGCAGAUUCCGAUGUGCUGAUGGACGUCCACGUGUAUAUAGACGACGGCAUGAACGUUACGCAGGUCGAUAGAUUUGGUGGUGGAAUUGGUGUGGGCAGCAUGACAAUGCCUGACCUCACGCUGAGCGUGUUUGCAAGGACUUCCUCCAGCAAAACAACGCUCAGGUAUUACCGUGGCCAAACCUUGAUCGACGCUUAA